This is a messenger RNA of Arachis duranensis, 1115 nucleotides long. Its product is annotated as glutathione S-transferase L3. The record is from RefSeq and is a predicted model, not a curated record. Gene Ontology annotation, molecular function: glutathione transferase activity. The transcript is spliced from 10 exons. The coding region runs from base 179 to 895 and encodes 238 amino acids. NCBI's taxonomy places the organism in Eukaryota, Viridiplantae, Streptophyta, Magnoliopsida, Fabales, Fabaceae.
UUUCUUGACAGCAUUCUAUCGUCAGUGAUGACAUCUGAUGCAACUCAAGGUAGCUAUUAUAAAUACUUGAACUCAAUCGCGUGUGAGUACCCACCAAAAGUUUUGUGCAUCACAAAUUACAAUCAAAUUACUCUUUAAACUACUACUAUACAUUCGCUCGCUGAAGAGAAUCAAGAUCAUGGCAACUGCUGGUGUGCAAGAAGCUCGUCCUGCUCCACUAACUUCAACUUCCGAACCACCGCCUCUUUUUGAUGGAACUACAAGGUUGUACAUCUGUUAUUAUUGCCCCUAUGCACAACGUGCAUGGAUCACCAGAAAUUACAAGGGGCUGCAAGAGAAGAUCAAAUUGGUUCCUAUUGACCUUGGAAACAGGCCUGCUUGGUACAAGGAGAAAGUCUACCCUCAAAAUAAGGUGCCGUCAUUGGAGCACAAUGGUAAGGUAAUUGGAGAAAGUCUUGAUUUGAUCAAAUAUAUAGAUGCCAACUUUGAAGGGCCAUCUCUUGUUCCAACGGAUCCUGCAAAGAAAGAGUUUGGUGAGCAAUUGGUGUCACAAGUUGAUUCAGUCACCACAGAUUUGUAUGCUGCAUUGAAAGGGGAUGCUAUACGACAAGCAAGUCCUAUCUUUGAUUCCUUUGAGAAUGCUUUUGGAAAAUUUGAUGAUGGGCCAUUCUUCCUUGGUCAAUUCAGCUGGGUGGAUAUCGCCUAUGUUCCAUUCAUUGAAAGAUUCCACGUGGUCUUUGCUGAGGUUUUCAAGCAUGACAUCACUGAAGGAAGGCCUAAACUUAGAACAUUCAUUGAGGAGGUGAACAAGAUUGAUGCAUAUACACAAACAAGGUUUGACACAAAGGAACUUGUUGAUCUUUACAAGAGACGUUUCUUGCCCCAACAGCAGUGAACUUUUGAAUUGCAGUGUGGCCUCUAAGAUGUGAAGAACGCGGCCAAUAAAGUGUUUUGCAUUCAUGGGAUGCUGAUGUUCAGUUAGAUAUUGGUCUGUUUGUUUUGUGUCAUAAUAAUCAAUAAUGUUCUAUGUAACAACUUGUGAUCUUUGAUGAUACAUGUACUAUUGUGAUAAUAAAUUAAUUAGUAAUAAAGAGAUAUAUAUGCAUUACCUAUAA